Penicillium griseofulvum is the source of this 606-nucleotide messenger RNA. Its product is annotated as mitochondrial 37S ribosomal protein uS12m. Gene Ontology annotation, molecular function: structural constituent of ribosome. Gene Ontology annotation, cellular component: small ribosomal subunit; ribosome. Gene Ontology annotation, biological process: translation. NCBI's taxonomy places the organism in Eukaryota, Fungi, Ascomycota, Eurotiomycetes, Eurotiales, Aspergillaceae. The record is from RefSeq and is a predicted model, not a curated record. The coding region runs from base 1 to 606 and encodes 201 amino acids. The transcript has 3 exons.
AUGUCCCAAUUACUCUCACCCAUAGCCCUCCGGGCCUUACGGACUCUCGUCAACCGCCCUGCGGUUUCAUCGCCCCUCUGCCGCACCAUCACCACAUCACCCGCUAUCUCCUUCUCGAAACAAUCCCCCAUCACCUCCCGCCUCAACUUCCACCCCGUAUUCCGCACAGCCGCCCUCGGCCUCUCCGCCGUUCCAAAGCGGCAAUUCUCUAGCUCGCCUAUCAUCCGCGCUACGUACAACCAGGUCCGCCGCGGUAUCCGUACCGGACAGCGGGCUCGUCGGGGUGGAUCGCCUGCGCUGAAGGGUACGCCUGGUUUGAAGGGUGUUUGUCUUAAGACUGGUGUUACCAAGCCUAAGAAGCCUAACUCUGGCGAGAGGAAGGUUGCAAGAGUGCGGUUGAGUUCCGGGAAGGUUAUCACUGCUUAUAUCCCUGGUGAAGGCCACAAUAUCCAGCAACAUAGUGUUGUCCAGGUCCGUGGUGGACGUGCUCAGGAUUGUCCUGGUGUGAAGUAUACCCUUGUUCGUGGUGCGAUGGAUUUGGGUGGUGUUGGAAGCCGUAUGACGAGUCGCUCGAAGUACGGUGCGAAGAAGCCGAAGACCAACUAA